AUGGCGCCGGGACACAGUAGCCUGACGCCCCGCAGACAGCUCCAGCGCCAGAGUACGCUUCUGGACCCUGAACAGGCGAUUGGUAGUACCGCGCAAGCAGGUGCUAAAUCCACUGAUGUCCCCGGAAAGCAGAGUGACUAUGCUCCAAGACGAACAUUCUGGAAUCUCAAUGCCGACAAGAUUGUCACAAAGCUCAAAGCCCAUGAGACUCUGAAACUAAUGGAAGGGUAUAAUCUGACUGAUCUUCCGCGAUUCAACGACUUGGUCAUGUACAAUAUCACCGAGCCCGAGCAAUACGAGCUGUGGUCCAAGGAAACGCAUCGCCAACCUGGAAGGCUAUACCAACUCGACAAACUCGCUACCCAGCUCCUACACGCCUCUGACAUCGCUUUCCAGGAUAAUGAGAUUUUGCUCCUCAACAAUACCCCGUCGAUAGCCAAUACCGCCGCGUUUCGCGGCGUGAAGCUGAAUCUGCUGAAGAAUUAUGGGCCAAACGCUACCACUCAGAAGUUCCAAGGCUCCAUCCGGCUCAUCAGAAACAACGACGAGUGCAUCCAGGCUGUGGUGAACUAUGUGACUGGAAUCCUGGUCCAGGUACUUAUGCGUGCGGCAGAGGGGGACUUCUGGGACGAGCAUUGUCUGAUUGCGGUAGCCAAGCUUGCCGCAAAGCUCAAGGUUGUGGCACUCGACCUCCCCAAGGCUGCUGCCAUUAGCAUUGCUGCCGAGAGGGAAUGGCAGAAUCAGGUCCGCAGGAACCUCGGCGCUGACUUUCCCCCACCAGAGGACAAAGCGCAGCAGACGACCAGAAACAUCCAAUUGACGGCACUCCAGGCAGAGGACGUACACCUGGGCCACCGCUAUUUUCGAAUCAUGGACGCCUUCUACCAAUCAAUGGGCGUGCUUGUGAGAAAUAUCUUGAAAAUGCUUCACUCGAACGACGACGUAACCACAAACCCGGACGUAUUUGAAACCAGUUCUAUAAUGUACGACACGGGAUUCAGAGGACGGCGCUCCAUCCUCUGCCAGGAGAGAAGUGGAGCGAUCGGCGCCAGCGGCCAUCGCGGUGAGGUGCACUGUGCCGACUUUGCCUCAGAAGUAUGCCUAGAUGCGUUCGAAAACUUGCAUGGGCAGUUACCUGUGCCAGAGAGUACGGCGCUGGACCAGCCGUACACUCUCAUCUAUUGGAAAUGGACUGAACUUUCCCCAGUCGGUGACAGCGCAUCAGAUAUAUCGACAAAGAAGGUUAGAACUGGAGAGAUGAAGCUCCGGUCAAUGCGACAUGUCAUUACUGCCUUGAUCCCGUAUACCAUGGCCUGCGGCGAGUUUGCGAGCCAGCUGAGGAUCGUGAUCACAAACGCCAUGCGCGUGGUGGACCCCAUCUAUCGCGUGAGGCUAUGCACCGAGGUCAGGUUCCUCGCAGCGUUCUUGGUUCGCACCAGUACAUACAACCACCCAAUCGACGCCGAGGUCACCAGUGUCUGGGAAAGUAGCAUAUCCCAACAGAGAGCCCUGGCCGGAAGGUCACUUGCCAGGCAACCACGACCCCCACCAUAUGGGCACAAUGAGCUGUGUAAUAUCCUUCGCACGGAGAAUAGUCGGACAGCCGCGGGACUCGAUCAGUUGGAAACCUGGACAAUCGAUGAAAAAUCAAUCACUAUUCUGUACCGCAGGUACUGCUAUGGAUCGCUGGGGGUAUGUGCAACUCUCGUCACGGGUGGACUUGCCAUUGGUCUCACGGUCGAACGACGUAUCAACGGGGUUGACCCUUUCAAUAUCUCCAUCUUCUGCUGGACGCUCGCAGCAUUCCUGGCGCUAUUGCUCAAAUCCAUCCGCGUGGAGAACUGGCCAUGGCGUGACUUCUUGAGAGGCCGGGUUGUCUGCCGCUCCGUGUCGGAGGUGCGCGACGUUGCCGGCAUGGAGCCCCAGCUGUUCCUGUCGAUUCUGCUCAUACUGGAAAUCCAAAUGAUGCUAUCCAAGCGCGGCCGCUUCUGCGUUCUUUUCACACGCAAGGCAGACGAUGGCUUUCUAAUCGAUAUCCCCAUCACAACAAAAGCAAUGAGCGAUGGCGGGUGUUUCUUUGCCAAGGUAGUGACUGAUGCGGGGCCGGCUUUAGUAUGUGUUCGUGCACCAUGGGGCCAGCCCUAUACAAAUGUUGAGCCAUACGAGAGUAUCGAGCGUGGAAAUGAGGCCCAUUGCUCGAGUUUGGAAGACGCGUGGAAAUGGGGCAAGGGCGAAAAAGAAUACCCGCUGUACCAGCUUUCAACAAACUCUCUCGCCUGGGCUCGAGUUGUCGGGCUUUUCUCCAAGGACGCGUACUUUUGA
Messenger RNA from Aspergillus calidoustus, 2322 nucleotides. NCBI's taxonomy places the organism in Eukaryota, Fungi, Ascomycota, Eurotiomycetes, Eurotiales, Aspergillaceae. The record is from the annotation of a GenBank genome assembly.